Molecule: messenger RNA, 1003 nt
Organism: Hemibagrus wyckioides
Lineage: Eukaryota; Metazoa; Chordata; Actinopteri; Siluriformes; Bagridae
Product: cytochrome b5 domain-containing protein 1
Exons: 4
Coding region: 24-671 (215 amino acids)
Source: RefSeq, a predicted model, not a curated record
AUUGCUGCAUAUAUUUUAUUACAAUGCCGCGUUCGAAGUAUUUUACACCGAAUGAAGUGUCCGUGCACAAUACACUAGGAGACCUGUGGGUAUCGUAUCUGGGUAAAGUUUAUAACUUGACACCUUUACUACAAGAUUACAGAGGCGAUGUACUUCUGAAACCGAUUAUUGAAAGUGCAGGCACGGACAUCAGUCACUGGUUUGACCCCAAAACGAAAGAUAUUAUUACCCAUGUUGAUCCUUUAACCGGCUGUGUAAAGUAUUACACCCCCAGGGGGCGCUUUGUGCAUGUGCCCCCCACGUGCCCUCGCACUGACUGGGCCAAUGAUUUUGGGAAGCCUUGGUGGAAAGACAUGCGCUAUGAAGUUGGCAUUCUGACAGCCAAGGCACGCUGGAUCCGCAUCAUCAACACACUCACUGCCCAGGAACAGAGGCUGGAGGUUUGUUCUGAGGAGACACUGAAUGAGAUUUUAUACCGUUACCUGCGCUACAACUCCCAUGCAGCCAGCUACACCUGGAAGCAUAACGGUGUCAAUAUGGACAUGAGUAAAACCUUGAGUGAGAACGGGAUUCCAGAUGAAGAUGGGGAACUAGACCAAUGUCGGAUGGAUCGUGACCUCUACACUCCAUCCAUAUGUCUGUACUUCAAUGAUGACCUCACUGAACUUUGACCAAAGGGGCGGACUGUCAUCGUAUACAACACAAAUGCUGAUAUUGCAACACUGUUAAUCAGUUAUUAAUUGUUAAUACAGCGUUUCAUUGUAACAGGGGUGUCAAUAGAAGGGGAAUAAAUAUCACAGAAAUGUGUAUCACAUUAUCCUAUUUAUUCCAACAUGAAUAAUUCAACAGAACACAUAAUGACAUACAUAAUCUCACCAUAGUUAUAACAUGUUCAUGUUCGCAGUUCAUUGUAGCAUUGCUUGAAGUUGAUGUGCUGCAAUAAAGGCAACAUGCUGUGGAAUUUUAUUGUGGUAUAUGGCAGACGAUAAAUAAAGCGGAUUCA